AUGCAUCGGCUUUCUACACUCCUCCUGGCCUUAGGGUCGGUCAGCCUGGCAGCCACCACCUCGAAUAACUUCAAUCCCCUCCACCAUCUGGCCGGAAUUUCCCCAUACUUUACACCAAAUGCGCCUCAACUCGACCCCUCGGUACCACAGGGCUGCAAUGUCACCCGCGCAGCUUAUCUUCUACCUCGAGCCAUUCAUCCAGAGCUGCAAAAUACAACACAGGAUUGGUCCAAAGCGGGACGCCUCUCGUUCCUGAGCAAGUGGAGCGCACCCAUCACCGAGGCCCAUAUCGAGAAACUCACCCGAGUCGGUCUGCAGGAGUCGCUGAUGUUAGGCAUCAACAUCCACGACAAAUAUCCAUACUUCAAAACGCCAAAGAACGUAUGGACGUCGACAGCCGAGAGGACCGUCAAGACGGCACAGGGGUUUAUCCUUGGAUACACCGGCAACCAAACGACCCAGAUCAAUGUCACCCAGGUCGGGGAAUACAAGCACGCCGCAGCCAACUCAUUAACCCCGUACGAAAGCUGCCCGGCAUAUAGCUCCAGCUACGGCUCCAAGCAGUCAAGCGAAUUCGUCUCCCACUACACCAAACCCAUCAUCGCGCGCCUCCAAGCACAAACCCCCUCCUUCAACUUCACUUCCGACGACAUCGUAGCCAUGUUCGAGCUCUGCGGCUACGAGACCGUCAUCCGCGGCUCCUCCCCCUUCUGCUCCCUUGACCUCUUCACCGCAACCGAAUGGCUCGCCUUCGAGUACGGAAACGACCUCAUGUACUUCCACAACACAGGCUACGGCCGCGAAUUGUCGCCUGCCAUCGGCUUCCCCUGGCUCAACGCAACAAGAACCAUCCUCGCCGACGAUUCUGCCUCCCAAGACCUCUACGUCUCGUUCACCCACCGCGAGCUCCCGCCAACCGUGCUCACCGCGCUGGGCCUAUUCAAUAACAGCGCCUACACGGGCGCGUACGACGUCAACGCCACCAUGCCCACGGACUCGAUCAACUACGGCCGCGUAUGGAAGAGUAGCCAGAUCUUACCAUUCUUGACGAACAUUGCGAUUGAGAAGAUGGCGUGUGAUUCGUACGGGUAUGAGGACGGGGUGUACUACCGCGUGCUGGUGAAUGAGGGUCCGCAGCCGCUUGUUGGGUGUCGCGAUGGGCCGGGGGAGAGUUGCUCGGAGGAGGCGUUUGGGCGGUUUGUGCAGCAGCGGGGGGAGAGGUAUGGGGAUUUCGGGAAGGCUUGUGGGGUGGAUUAUGACAAUUCGACGGAUGUGUUGUCGAUUUAUCAGUAG
Aspergillus viridinutans is the source of this 1293-nucleotide messenger RNA. RefSeq names its product putative histidine acid phosphatase. The record is from RefSeq and is a predicted model, not a curated record. Lineage: Eukaryota; Fungi; Ascomycota; Eurotiomycetes; Eurotiales; Aspergillaceae. Gene Ontology annotation, molecular function: acid phosphatase activity. The transcript is spliced from 3 exons. Gene Ontology annotation, cellular component: fungal-type cell wall. Bases 1 to 1293 code for a protein of 430 amino acids.